GGGGUGGGGCGGUGGGCGUGGCUUUUUGUGUUUUGGCGCGCCGUGGGAGGGGGGGGCGAUGGCGGCGCGCGCGGCGCUGUGCGCGGUGGGGUUGGCGCUGGCGGGGUACGCGCUGCACGUGGAGCGCGCGCACGAGAGGGACCCCACGUACCGGGCCAGCUGCGACCUCGGGCCCAGCGUCUCGUGCACGCGCGUGUUCGCCUCCAGGUGUGGUGACGUCGGUGACGUCGGUGGUGGCCUCGCUGUACCUGGCGCUGGUGUUGGCCUUCGGCCUCCGCGACCUCUGCCUCGUCUGCCUCAGCACCUACGCGGUCAACGCCGCGCUCCUCUUCCUCAACUACCGCCGCUGGCGGCGCUGCCAACGGCCCCCGGCCCUGAAACGGGAGUGACAAGAUGGCGGUGACAACAUGGCGGUGACAAGAUGGCGGUGUCUGUAUGGUGACAAUGUGGCAGUGACAACAUGGCGGUGACAACCUG
Numida meleagris (helmeted guineafowl) is the source of this 477-nucleotide messenger RNA. Its product is annotated as vitamin K epoxide reductase complex subunit 1-like protein 1. The record is from RefSeq and is a predicted model, not a curated record. Gene Ontology annotation, biological process: peptidyl-glutamic acid carboxylation; vitamin K metabolic process. NCBI's taxonomy places the organism in Eukaryota, Metazoa, Chordata, Aves, Galliformes, Numididae. Gene Ontology annotation, molecular function: vitamin-K-epoxide reductase (warfarin-sensitive) activity.